CCGUUAACCCUACUCUCUCUCAUCCCUUCUCUCUCUCUCUCUCUCUCUUCUGCAACACUUCGCCAUUGAACACAAGAAACAACCAAAAAUUUUCUUCUCGAAAUAACAAGAAAAAUAGAAAAUACGAAAACGCUAACCACACAUUCGUUCAUUCAUCACAAUGGGGAAGCUACUAUGCGAUUCAACCACCGUCGCCGAACCAUUUCAAGGUUCGCCGCCGGCAGCGCUUCCUUGGCGGGAUACUAAAUCCGAAUCCAUCGGAGCCGUAGAUCUCGUCGUUCCGGCGAACGUCGCUGGUGCAACCUUUUCCGGCGGCUGGGAAGACGUCGUAGGAUUGGAGGAGGCGCAGCGGCGCCAUCUCCAGAGGCUCCACGCCAAGGGAGUGCUCUGGAAGCCACCAGAGGAGGAGGAGGACUCGUCCUCCUCGUCACCGUCCUCCUCCGGUCUCAGAUCCGUCGUCUUCCACCUCUCUCACGGCGGUGAGGUCUCCGCUGACGGAAACUGCCUCUUCACUGCGUCGCGGAAGGCGAUGGGCGGCGAGGACGUGGACGCGCGCGAGCUGAGGCGGAGGACGGUGGCGAGGUUCCUUGAGGAUCUCGGAUCUGCGAGUUUUGAGGAGAGAGAAGCGAUCGACGACGCGAUUCGGCACAUGUACUCGCCGGAUCUGAAGAACGGGUGGGGGAUUCAUGUCGUUCAGGAGGUGAAGGUGUUGGCCAAGAAGGAGGAUCGAUUCGCUCUUGAUUCGGCCAUCGACGAGCUCGUUCACCUCGGCAUGCAAAGAGAAACGGCGGCGGAGUCUAUUUACAAAGAGAGAUGUAUUCCCGUGAAUGAUGGUCCAAGUUGGGCCAAAUACAUGUUGAUCUCUGGUUCUCCUGAUGAUGAAUAUGAUAUCAUCACUUUGCAAUAUACUGAGGAGGGUUUAUUAUCUGUAGAUGAUAAUAGAGAGGGUCGUGCUGCAGCUUUUGGCGACGAUAUUGCAAUUGAAUGCCUUGCUACAGAGUUCAAGCGAGAGAUAUAUGUGGUGCAAGCGCAUGGUUCAGAUGCUAUGGUUGACGAAGAAAAUUGUGUUUUCUUCCUUCCACAUCGUCCAAGGAGCCAAAUUACUGAACCUCCGUUUUUCCUUUUCAUGAAAGGAACAGGUUGGUGCGGUGCUGGAGCUGACCACUACGAGCCCCUGAUUGCUCAACCUUCAGCCUUUGUUUCCCAAGAAAAGGUUGCUGUGGUACUGUGAGGUCUCCCGGCCUUCAAUUUUGUGGAGUAGAGAUUGAGUAGAAUUAGAAUUUCUUCACCCUAUUUAUAUGGGCCACUCUUAGAAUGUUUGGCCUGCAAUGUGGUUCACCCUAUUCUUCACUCUUGUGUUGGUCCCAAGGUUGAACCUCAUUGGGUAGCGUUUAUUUUGUUACUGACAUUUAGAAUCAAUCAUCUUUGACUCUCUUGACAUUGGACAAGCAGGUUUGGCAUUGCCUGCAGUUUGAGCAACCCUAGGGUAUUAUUGUAUUAGUUCACCGGCUUCUGUUUUGUUGUUCCUGUUGUUGAGUUCAUUAGAGGGUUAUACCGUCUAGGUAGUGUGUUGUUCAAAUUGGAAGAAUUGUAUCUCAGUGGAUUUCGUCACAUUAAUGAAGUGGCUUCU
Molecule: messenger RNA, 1630 nt
Organism: Abrus precatorius (Indian licorice)
Lineage: Eukaryota; Viridiplantae; Streptophyta; Magnoliopsida; Fabales; Fabaceae
Exons: 4
Coding region: 161-1231 (356 amino acids)
Source: RefSeq, a predicted model, not a curated record